Molecule: messenger RNA, 3267 nt
Organism: Yamadazyma jaroonii
Lineage: Eukaryota; Fungi; Ascomycota; Pichiomycetes; Serinales; Debaryomycetaceae
Source: the annotation of a GenBank genome assembly
AUGUCUGUUUUACCAGCUGAUAUUAAUCAGAAUUUAACUGAGUUACUUAGUAACUUAGCUUCUGCAGACAAUAGUUCUAGGUCAAUAGCUGAGAAAAUUCUCGAAGAACAAUGGUCAGAUACUCAGAAAGUUGAAAUCUUAUUAACAUUUUUAUCAGAACAAGCAUGUUUAGGAUCUAGUGAUAUGUUAAGAUCAUUUUCAGCCGUUUUAUUCAGAAGAAUUGCUAUCAAACAACCAAAUACUGCCAAAUUCACCGAUAGAAAUAUUGAAGUAAUAAGAGAAGAAGCUAGAUAUCAAAUUCGUAAUACUUUAUUAAAUGGGUUCUUAAAAGAAGAAAGUAAUCCCGUCAGACAUAAAUUAAGUGAUUGUAUUGCUGAAGUUGCCAAAGUAUACACCAAACCUGACAACCAAUGGCAAGAAUUAUUACCAGCAUUAUUCGAAGCUGCUAAGAAUUCUAAUCCAUCAAUUUGUGAAUCAGCUUUCAGAAUAUUUGCAUCAGCACCAGAAAUUAUUGGUCAACAAUAUUUGAAUGAUAUUUUACCAGUAUUUGGACAAGCUUUCACUAAUGAUAAUGAUGAUGUUAGAAUUGCUUCAUGUACAGCAUUUGUUGAAUUUUUCAAGAAUUUACCAAAAAAUGUUUGGGGUAGAUUAUCACCAUUAUUACCAAAUUUAUUAAAUUCUUUACCUAUGUUCUUACAAAGUGGACAAGAUGUUUCAUUAGCUUUGGUACUUGGAAAUUUAAUCGAUUUAGUUACUGUAGCUCCAAAAAUGUUCAAAGACAUGUUCCCACAAAUAAUAGAAUUUGGUUCAAUGGUUGCUAAAGAUAAAGAAUUAGAUGGUGGUACAAGAAGUUCAGCAUUAGAAUUAUUAACAUGUUUUGCUGAAUCAUCACCAAAUAUGUGUAAAAGAUCUGAUACUUAUAGUAAUUCAAUGGUUUUAGUAACGUUAUCUAUGUUAACUGAAGUUUGUAUUGAUGAUGAUGAAGCUAGUGAAUGGAAUAAUAAUACUAAUGAUGAUGAAGAAGAUGAAGAAAUAGAAUAUGAUGCUGCUAGACAAUCUUUAGAUAGAGUUUGUUUGAGCUUAGGAGGUAAUUCAUUAGCUGGACCAUUGUUCCAAUAUUUACCUCAAAUGAUUCAAAGUCCAAAUUGGAGAGAAAGACAAGCUGCUUUGAUGGCAUUAUCAUCAGCUGCUGAAGGAUGUGUUGAUGUUUUAAUUAAUGAAAUUCCAAAACUUUUACAAUUAAUCUUACCAUUAAUUCAAGAUGAUCAUCCAAGAGUUCAAUAUGCUUGUUGUAAUGCAUUAGGUCAAAUGUCAACUGAUUUUGCUGAUGUCAUUCAAAGAAACAAUGGUGAUCAAGUUUUACCUGCUUUAAUUUCAAGAUUAACAAAUAAUUCAGUUCCAAGAGUUCAAGCCCAUGCUGCUGCUGCUUUAGUUAAUUUCUCUGAAAAUUCAACUAAAGAAGUUAUUGAACCUUAUUUAGAUGAUUUAUUAACUAAUUUAUUAGGUUUAUUACAUUCACCUAAAAGAUAUGUUCAAGAACAAGUAUUAACUACUAUUGCAGCCAUUGCAGAUGCUGCUGAAAAGAAAUUUGUUAAAUAUUAUGAAACUUUAAUGCCAUUAUUGAUUAAUGUUUUAUCAACUGAAAUCGAUGAACACAAUAAAGCUUUAUUAGCAAGAACUAUUGAAUGUUCAUCAUUAAUUGCUUUAGCUGUUGGUAAAGAAAUGUUCCAAAAUAAUGGACAACAACAAAUUAUUCAAUUAUUUGGUAAUUUCCAAGCCAAUUUGAAAGAUGAUGAUGAUGAAAUCAGACAACAAUUAGACCAAGCUUGGGCAAGAGUUUGUAAAUUAAUGGGAAGAGAUUUCCUUCCUUACUUACCUGAAAUCUUACCUUCAUUAAUGACAACAGCAAAAGCAUCACAAGAUAUUAAUGUUUUAGAUGAAGAAGAAGCUGAAGAAUAUGAAGCAAGUGAUGAAUGGGAAGUUAUUGAAAUUUCAGGUAGACAUGUUGCUGUUCAUACUGCAGCAUUAGAUGAAAAGGGUUAUGCCAUGGAAAUUUUAAAUAGUUAUGCCAUGGAAUUAAAAGGUGAUUUCUUACCUUGGACUCAACAAUUAGCUUCAAUUGCUUUACCUGCAUUAGAUUUUUACUUACAUGAUGGUGUUAGAGCAUCAGCAGCUGUAGCAUUAUCUUCAACUUUAAGAUGUGUAGUAUUAGCUACUGGAGCCAAUUCUAAUGAAGCUUUACAAUUAUGGUCACAAAUUUGUGAAAAAUUAUGUAAAACUUUAACUAAUGAACCAGUUCCUGAAUUAUUAGUUGCCUAUUAUUCAUGUUUAAGAAUUUGUAUUGAAUUAUUGAAUUCAAGUACUUUAUCAUCAAUUCAAUUAAAUUAUCUUAAUGAUGCUAUAUUCAGUAAUUUGAAUGAAGUUUAUGAAAGAGUUAAAGAUAAAGAUAACGAAGAUGACGAAUAUACUGAAGAUGUUGAUGAUGAAGAACAAGAAUAUACUGACGAAGAAAUCUUAGAUAAGAUUAAUUCAGUUAUUGAAGUUAUAUUCAAAAAAUCAGGUAAUGAUUACUUACAACAAUUUUCAAGACUUUAUCCAGUGAUAUUAAGUCUUGUUAAAGAAGAAAAUAGUCAUUUAAGAACUUGUGGAUUAUUAACAAUUAUCCAUUUAUUGAAAUAUUGUGGAGAGAGUUCAACUAAUUUCGAAGAAAUCAUUCCAAUCUUGAGUGAAUGUUUACAAAGUUCUGAUGUUUCAGUUAAACAAUACGCUGCUACAGCUAUAGGAUAUGCUGCAUUAACAGGAUUAGAUAGGUAUAAAGAUUUCUGUAUUUCUUGUUUACAACCAAUGUUUUCAAUGAUUUCAGUACCUGAUGCCAAAGCCGAUGAAAAUAUUUAUGCAACAGAAUCAAUGAUAGCUUCGAUAUCACAAAUACUUUCCAAAUAUUCAAAUGCCAUUCAGAAUUUAGAUCAAUAUUUGAAUAAAUGGUUCGAAUACUUACCGGUUGUUCAUAGUGAAACUUCAAGUAAGUUUGUUGCCCAAUUCCUUAUUCAAUUAAUUAAAGGUCAACAUCCAAUCAUUGAAAACAAUUUGAUGAAAGCAACUGAUUAUUUAUUAUCACCAAUAUCUCAUGGAGUUUUAUUCGGAUCGGAUUUAACUUCAACUAUUGAUAUUUCAAGACAAUUAUUGAGUUCAUUACCUCAAGAUAAAGCCAUUGAAAUAUUAUCUAAAUACAAGAAUUCAAAUAUAAUUCAAAAGUAUUUUUCGUAA